This is a messenger RNA of Contarinia nasturtii (swede midge), 3155 nucleotides long. Its product is annotated as zinc finger protein 37-like. NCBI's taxonomy places the organism in Eukaryota, Metazoa, Arthropoda, Insecta, Diptera, Cecidomyiidae. Gene Ontology annotation, cellular component: nucleus. The coding region runs from base 136 to 2973 and encodes 945 amino acids. The record is from RefSeq and is a predicted model, not a curated record. The transcript is spliced from 5 exons.
UGUGACGCCAGUCUACAUCCUUUGAUGCUUUAAUUCUCGUUGUGUCACAGUUUCAGUUGGGUAUUCACACUUGAAGCACGCGUGACCAAUUGCAUUUCAUUCAUUUUGUCGAAAUUGCAUGCUUGUGUCAGAAAAAUGGACCAGAAAAUUCGUGUAUGGCUAAAAGAAUUGGCUACAAAUGUGUUGCAGACACUGGACAGUGCUGAGGACGGGAAUAGAAACAGUCGUUGUGGUUGUCUAAAAAUAUUGAACGACGUUUCAAAAAAAUUGCGUGAAGCCGUGAAUGCAUUUCCAGAUGAAAAAGAAAUUGAAUCAUCUCAAGAGAGUCAAUCUACUCAACAAUCGGCAUCAACGUUGGGUGUAUCUGGAAUAUUAACUGGAACUGGUCACCAAUCACGAUCUCGCACAACAAAAUCUUCAAGCGAUGCAAAUGCUACAGUGGCGACAACUCGACCGAAAAGGAAAUGUACACCAAAUCCGAAGUAUGCAAAUGAAUAUCCGUACGUGAAACUACAACGUUUGGAUUUAAAAAAAUUGACAGUAUACCAGCGUCGAAAAUCGUUCGAUGUUCUUCCAGCAAAAACUAAACAACCAAAUUCGAUCGAAGAUGUGGCAAAAAGUGGGCCGGAUUCUCAAAUUAGAAAUAAUAUCAAAAAACGACGCAGAACAAUUGCAUUGGAUCGACCAAACGUUGAUGGUGAAAACACAAAAGUCGAGCACAUUAAUGUCGAGCGAAAACAAAGUGUUAUGAAAAACACAAAUCCAAAUAUUUACUACACAAACAAUUUGUAUCAAACAUUAUGUGUUUUCUGUGACAAUAAGGCAAAGAAUAUGGUGUCGCAUUAUGUAAAACACCAUCCAAAUCAUGAAGUGGCCAUUGCACGCCCAUCGCCAUCCAUGGCAAAUUCGAUUCGUGCUCAAAGUCAACGCUUUGAUAGCUUUCGUAGUAAAAUAAGUGGCAUUUGCUUCUUCUGCGAAGAGAUAAAAACGCUAACAAAAUCUUCUUGGAUUAAUCACAUUUUGACGCACACCGGCGAAUCACUGUUUCACUGCACCAGCUGUAAAGCCGUACUUAAAGAUCGGAGUGACUUCCAUUCGAACUGCAACCAACGAAAUUUAAUCACAAUUUUUGAAUUGAAUGACUCACCGGAGGGCGCAUUAACCGCUUUUAUGUGCAAGGAAUGCAAUUACUUGCAAAUCAAUCAAAACCAACUGACUGAGCACUUGCGAAACCAACACGGCUUCAGUAAAAAAGAAUCUAUAAAAUAUUUCGAAAGAAUCACAUUGAUUCCAAACAUGAAUCCAAUACGGGAAAUCUUUGAAUACGAAUUCCUGGAUAAUGAUACGCUGUGUAAGUGUAACAUAUGUAAUGUGCAGUUGGCCAAUCUUGAUGAAUUUCAAGUCCAUUUCGACAGGGAACACACCCAAUUAGAAACUCCAAUUGAUGCAUACACAUGCCCUUGUGGCCAAGUCAAGAAGCUACAUGGAACCAGUAUAUUACGUGCACUCGGACAUAUGUAUAAGCAUUCCGAAAAUGUAUUCAAGUGUCUGAGUUGUAAGGACAACGUUGACAACAUAUAUUACUUUGAAAGAGGUAUAUUGCAUCAUCUUGCACACCAACACCUGAAGGACGAAUGGAAAUUCCAGUAUUUGCAUCGAGAAGCUGGAACACAAACGGUCUUCAUCGAAACUACCUUCAAUAAAUUCAUUUGUAAUUGUUGUAACACGGAGUUUAAACAAGUACGAAAUGCGCUCAAACAUUUCCAAGAGCUGCAUCCAACACAACUUAUUGAUUUUAGAGCGGUUGUGGUAAAAAAGAGUUCCCGAUUCGCCCAUAAAUUGAGUGAUUUUCAGACGAGCUCCAUGGCCACCAAUGACUACAUCUUUCGUCAAAGUUUUCUUUGUACAUCAUGCGAUUACGUUGGCACCAGCAAAGAAAAACUUUUGACCCAUAACAAUGAAGCACAUACAUCAACGAUGCUUGAAUUAAAGCUUGGCGCCCCGAUGCUAAUUCAUUUGAAUACACAUCCAGAUGAAUGUGAAAAAUUGAAUGAGAUAUUCGAUCGUUUAUUGCUUUAUUCAUGCUACUGGUGUUACAACGGCAAUCAAACUUUCAUCGGCUCAACGGUGGAAGAAGUUCAUGAUCAUUGGUUGUCUGAACACAGCGAGCAACCAGAAGAAAAAUUUCGUUUUUAUACAGAACCUUUGGUUAAAUGUUAUUACUGUGAGGUUAUUACUACAUACAAAGGUAUGCAAGAACAUUUCGAGAAAAAACACAAAUCAAGCAACAUUCACUUUGUCAAUGUGAAUGUUAACGACAAGUGCCCGAUGUGUGAUCAUGUAUGCGACAAUCUACCGGAACACAUUGAUACCAAACACAACGCAAUACUGAAAUUGGACAUGUUCAACGUGAAUCGGUUUGCAACAGAGGAAAUUAAGCGUUUGUUGGCAAUUGAUGUGUAUAAAAAACAACAGUGUAAUCAUUGUGGCGAAAUAUUUGAACGGGAAAAAGAAUGCCGAUUUCAUAAUGAGAAAAAACAUUCGGAAGAAGCGGUCAGCAUGCGUGGUGUCUUCGAUAAUGAACAAAAAGGACUGAUUUCUGCCUGUUGCGAUGAUUUCAUAAGUCCAUUGAAUUUCUUUAAUCAUUUGAAUGAACAUAAUUUUGAAUUUUUAUGUCACAAUUGCAAUCUUAAAUUUGAACAAUUGGAAACGGUAGCACAACACGAUUUGGUCAUACACAAGUCACACACAUUGCAUAUUCGCCGUUCAAGUCUCAGCCGAACACUUCGCAAUAUGUUUUAUCGUACCAAAAUGUGUUAUGGCAACGGACUAGUGCUCUACAAACAAAAUGUGCGUGGCACAGAUUACGAUGAUACAAUCACAUUUGAGCGUUUUCUUCUAGAAAAAAUUGAUGAACACACCAAAAAAUACAACGCGUUGACCGCAGACAGCAGUUAUUCCAAUUAUGAAUAAUUGCAAAAAUAACAAAACAUUUUCAUUUCUUUUGUUAGCUAUAAAAUCCAUGUCAUUUCGUAACUUUUUUUUGUAUUAGAUAUUGUUUCUCACACAGACACUUACAUUACAAACAAUGUACUUCACAUAGACACCCAAUUAAAAUUGCUUCAUUUUAGGUGAAUUAAAUAUUUACAUUCGAA